GCCGGUUUGAACUCGCCGUCUGACAUUCAGCAGUAGCUUGCAACUCUUUAUUUCUCCAUCCUGCUGCUCUUUGGUGGCCAUCCGGAGGAGAUCCUAUUUCUUUAACAGCAGAUCCGGACAUCAGUUUGAACAAGAUUGCUUACUAACAUGGAUGACAGCAAACAGACCUGCUCUCCCGAGGGAUCUGUAGACCCCUCUCUCGUGUCAGAAGAUGGUAAAAAUGUGAAAGCAGUGUUGUGCCAGAGAUGUGGCUCCAAAGUGCUGUGCCCAGGCAUGGCACUGUUUGCAGAAAAGGAGCUUUUUCUGCCUGCAAUGAAAAAGAAAACCUCCAUUGGUCAAUCAGACGUGACGUUGGAUGGGGACACAUUGACAGCUCACUGGCUGGUUGAUGACAUGUACACAUUUGAGAAUGUGGGCUUUACAAAAGAUGUAGGCAAAGUGAAGUUCCUUAUUUGUGCAGAUUGUGAGAUCGGACCCAUUGGUUGGCAUUGCCUGGAUGACAAGAAGAGCUUCUAUGUGGCAUUGGACAGGGUGAACCACGAAUAGAGCACGUAC
Molecule: messenger RNA, 555 nt
Organism: Carassius carassius (crucian carp)
Lineage: Eukaryota; Metazoa; Chordata; Actinopteri; Cypriniformes; Cyprinidae
Product: guanine nucleotide exchange factor MSS4-like
Exons: 3
Coding region: 148-546 (132 amino acids)
Biological process (GO): small GTPase-mediated signal transduction; post-Golgi vesicle-mediated transport
Cellular component (GO): cytosol; membrane
Molecular function (GO): guanyl-nucleotide exchange factor activity; zinc ion binding
Source: RefSeq, a predicted model, not a curated record